AUGUUCAUCAAAUGUGGUGACAUUUCAAAUGCUGAAAAACUAUUUGAUAUGUUGGAACAUGUUGUAAUCGAUUAUGGACAAAUGAUGAAAUGUUAUAACGAUCAUCGAUUGCCAAUGAAAACUAUUGAUUUGUAUGAAAAGAUGAAAAAAGAAGGCAUUCAACCAGACAAAAUCAUUUUUGUUCUUCUAAUCGAUGCAUGUGCUCAAAUUGGGAUUGAGUCACGCUGUCGAACAAUUGUAAAACAAAUUCCAUCUUCAAUGUUCAAUGAUCUUCAGUUUCAAACAACUUUAAUCCAUAUGUGGGGUAAAGUAGGAUUUGUAAAGAAAGCAGAACAAAUCUUCAAACAGAUUGAUCAACCGGAUCCUGUAGCAUAUACGGCUAUGAUUAAUUCAUAUGGUUUAAAUGGAUUGGGUCAUAAAGCAAUUGAACUUUAUUAUCGAAUGCCAGUGGAAAUGAUCGUUGAAAAAACUCAUGUUUGUGUGUUAAAUGCCUGUUCGCAUUCAGGUCUUGUUGAUGAAGCUCGUUUCAUUUUUUCAACGAUUAGUAUGACAAAUAAAUGGGUUUAUACAGCAAUGGUCGAUUGUUUGAGUCGUUUAUUUCUUUUCGAUGAAGCCAAAGAAUUGAUUGAAGAAUUCGAACGUCAUCAACCUCCUUGUCUACCUAUGUAUAUGUCAUUGUUAUCGGGUGUUCGUAAUCAAAACGAUGUUUCUCUUGCGCGACAAAUAACUCAACGAAUACAGAAGUUAUUUCAUGCUUUGGACAAAGAUUUGAUAUCAGCUUCAGUUCUUCUCACUAAUGUAUUAGCGGCAUCGGGAAACUUAGAUGAAGCAUCACAAAUGAGAUGGAAUCUGAGUCGAUCUGGUGCAAAAAAACAAAUGGGAUUAUCUUGGACUGAGAUCAACGAUGAACUUGUGCAAUUUCGUGCUCAAGAUCGAUCUCAUCCACGGACGAAAGAAAUUUAUGAUGAACUUGGUCGAAUCGAAAGUGAACUCAUUGAACAUGGUCAUAAGUUUGAUUCAAGCUGGAUAACACGUCCAAUGAUGCCUGAUGAAACUGUUGAAUCGAUUCUUAAUAGUCACAGUGAAAGAUUGGCAUUAGCAUAUAAUUUCAUUCAACAGCCAAUUCCAUCACGAAUCCAAAUAGUGAAGAAUCUUCGUAUUUGUGAUGAUUGUCAUAAUGCAAUCAAACUGAUUAGUCAAAUUCGUAAUUGUCAGAUCAUUGUACGCGACGCUAAUCGCAUUCACCAUUUUGCAGAUGGAAAAUGUUCAUGUAACGAUCAUUUUUAA
Adineta ricciae is the source of this 1287-nucleotide messenger RNA. The record is from the annotation of a GenBank genome assembly. Lineage: Eukaryota; Metazoa; Rotifera; Eurotatoria; Adinetida; Adinetidae.